This is a messenger RNA of Sitodiplosis mosellana (orange wheat blossom midge), 3825 nucleotides long. It is a transcript of the gene Ttc7, whose product is annotated as tetratricopeptide repeat protein 7B. Gene Ontology annotation, molecular function: protein binding. The record is from RefSeq and is a predicted model, not a curated record. NCBI's taxonomy places the organism in Eukaryota, Metazoa, Arthropoda, Insecta, Diptera, Cecidomyiidae. The transcript has 6 exons. The coding region runs from base 677 to 3166 and encodes 829 amino acids. Gene Ontology annotation, cellular component: plasma membrane. Gene Ontology annotation, biological process: protein localization to plasma membrane; phosphatidylinositol phosphate biosynthetic process.
GGAAAAGUGCCCAAUUCUUUACUGAGUCGGUUGAAUGAUAAGAGGACACACAAUUUGUUUGUGUUUAGCUGAAGGUUUUUUUGUUUCGUAGUAUGUGUCACACAUAUCAUUCUUAUCGAUGCUGUGUGUUAUGUGUAUAUUAGGUUAAAUAGUGAUUUCAGAGCCCAAACCAUAUCUAGUCAAUGAUAAAAUCCAAUUGACUUUUCGAAGGCAGAAGAAUAGAAAAAAAAAUGUGCAGUGUUUGUGGUUGUGCAGACACUUUGAAGCGCAUACUGAGUGACAAAUGAACCAUAGUCUCUCACGUUACGAUACACAAAUUUUGCAAUUUUUUUCAUUUGUAAAUCAAGUCAGAUUUCUUGCUUUAUUUGUCACCUUAGUGCAUCAAAAAGACAUUUAACAUCUUGAUGGUGUCAUUUUGACAUUUCACUUGCUGACAAUUGAUCCGUUUUUUUGUUUUUAUUUUAUUUAUAUGGUGUUUUUUUUAGUUAUUCCACUUCAAUUUUGAAAAAGAAAAUAAAAUUGUAGUCGUCGUCGUCGAUAGUGUUGACAAAGUUAUAUGCUUCCAUUAGGCAUUUGCAGGGCUGCUAUAUCGCAAUAUACAAAAUCAUCCACCAUUCGCAUUUAGUACUGUGAAAUUUUGUGAUUUUGACAAUUUCGAUAAACUAUUAGAUGAGAUAUGGCGAAUCGCAAUCGAAAUAAUGUAAAAAUCGAAACAACUAUCGAAGGUUGCCGCAGUGAAGCCAAAUGGAAACGAGUCAUCGAGUUGGCCGAAGAGCUCAAAACUGGAUCACCCAAUUAUGAAUGCCUGGCAAACUUUUUGAUUGGCGAAGGAAAGUUGGAGAGUUUCCUAGAGGAAAAUCCACCGAUUGAGGCCAAUUUCGCAAAAGCCAAAACUGGUUUGGUUGAUGCAAAGAGUUACUUAAACUUAGUUACUGGUGAGGAUGGAAAGAGGGCGGGCAUCGCACUGGAUGCUCAUCUGCUAUUGGCCAAAUUACUUUUUGCAUGCGGCGAUUAUGAAGAGAGUUUAGAAAAUUUCUCAAAGGCUGAAUUGAAUUCACUGUCGGAAAAGGAAUUAACGCUGAGGAGUUUAAAAAUCCUAGCUGAAUCGUAUGCAAUAAAAGGAUUGUGUUUAGAGAAUCUAGGUCACAAAGGUGGUUCAAAGUUCAAACAAGCCGAACGGACUACUGAAAUGAUUACAUGUUUUGAGCGUGCGGCCGAUUUGGGAUUGCUUUAUUUACAAGAUCAAGAUGUGGUGGGUGCGUCAACGGUGGCCGUAGUGUCAUCGACUGGUACAUUACCAUCGUCAACAAUAUCUGAAAAUCGAAAAAUGGGCGCCAUCUUAGAAACGGCAUUGCAACGAGCUCCACUGGUGCUCAUCACAGCGGGUAAAUUACAAGAAGCCAUUCAACGAUAUCGAUCAAUGCUCAGUGCCAUCGAAACACAUUCCACGCAAAUAUUGCGAUUAACAUUGGCACGACAGUUGGCCGAAGUGUUGUUGCGCGGUGUAUCGGGUACAAUUUAUUCACCACCUUCAAUUCCAACGCCCGCAAAAAGUGUGGCUGCACAGCGUCGCUUAUGGACGCCGAAGAAAUAUGCGGGUCGAAAUCAAUUUUUACCCAAAAACUUGGCCGAAGAAACGAUACUGCUGCUACUAAUUUCGGAAGCGUUGGCUGUUCGGGAUGCUGUUCUAUCGCAAAGUCCAGAGUUUCGUGAUGCACGUAAGCAUGCGCUUAGAAAUGCAACGACCGUAUACGAUCUAUUGACACUGGCAUCAAUGCGAUGGGGUCAAGUUGGUUUGUUACAUGAAUCGUUUGAAAAAGCGCUCAAAUUCUCGUUUGGCGAAGAACACAUUUGGCGACAGUAUUCAUUGUGCCUAGUGGCACUGGGCCGUAAUGAACAGGCGGUCAAAGCAUUGAAAGAAUCAUCGAAACUUACACAACAUGACACAAUCCCAUGUUUGAUGUCGUCACGCAUUUGCUACGAAACGUUAAAUCAAAUUCAUGAUGGUUUGCAAUGGGCUCAACAAGCGCUGAACAAAGAUACAAAAGGAUUGCGUCCAUCACGUGCUCAGCUAUACGUUGGCAUUGGUUUUCAACAGCUGGCUUCGAAUACAACGUUGAAAGCAACGCGUGAAAAGUACUCGAAACUCGCAUUAGAAGCAUUAGAAAAAGCCGUUCAACAAGAUCCAAACGAUCAUUUAGCCGAGUAUUAUUUAGCAUUGCAGCAUGCAUUAAACUACAAUAUCAUUGAUGCGCUCGUUCACAUUCGCACAGCACUGUCACUGCGAGCCGAACACGCAAACAGUCUACACUUGUUUGCAUUGCUGUUGACGGCCAAUCGCAGACCGCGCGAAGCCUUACUCGUUGCCGAAGAUGCUCUCGAAGAAUUUCCAGACAAUUUAAAUUUAUUACACGUGAAAGCACACCUAGAACUCCAUUUACAGGAUGCCGACACAGCUUUAGUUAGCGUUAAGAAAAUGCUGAAAAUCUGGCGUGACCUUUACGAUUCACAAACGAAUGGCGCCGAUGGGAGUGACGAACGAAAUUCGGACACUAGGAGCGUGUUCCAAGUGCAUUCCACGCAAAUGUCCGACAAGGAUUCAAUACACGCUGCUUCUUUAGCCGCAUCAAGAGUUGAGCAGGCACUAAGUGAAGCGGCUUCAUCACUGAGUUCAUUCAGUCCACGUCCAGGGCCACAAGGUGCAUGGAUGAUUCAGUUGAAAAUUUGGCUAUUGUUAGCCGACGUUUAUAUAGCCAUCGAUCAACCACAUGAAGCAAUGUUUUGUAUUCAAGAAGCCUCACAAAUUUAUCCACUAUCGCAUCAUAUUAUGUACAUGCGCGGUCAAAUCCAUGUGCACCUAUCACAGUGGAAUGAUGCAAAACAAUGUUUCUUGAAUGCCGUAUCAGCGAAUCCGUGCCACAGUGAAGCACUGCGAGCAUUGGGCGAAACACAUCAUAUUUUAGGCGAGCCACGACUGGCCGAGAAAAUGAUAAAAGAUGCGGCAAAAAUCGAUCCAAAUUGCCCAAACAUCUGGUUUAGCCUUGGCAAAGUGAUGGAAACACUUGGUGACUACAAUGCAUCGGCUGACUGCAUGGCCACCGCUCUUCAAUUGGAACCGACCUGUCCAGUUCUUCCGUUCACAACCAUUGCAAUAACAUUCGAAUGAGAGCAUAUACUAACAUUUUAUCAAAGAAAAUCUGUAUAAAUUAAGAGAGACAAUUAUAUCUUAAAUAAUGUUGUAGAUAUGCAAAGCAAAGUACACGUUAAUGUUUUUUUUUGUCGUACGUGUCAAUUCCAUAUUAUAUCUAUUUGAAGAAAAAAAAAAAAAAAGGAAAUAUUCUAUUUGACGGAAAAGAAGAUUGAUCACUAAAUUUUAAUGCCAGUCACAUGACGCUGCAAGCUCUAUUGUGAUUGUGUAUUCAUUUGUUUUUCUAAUUCAUAAUAAUGAAAAAGUGUCACCGGAAUUUAUCGUUCGAUUAACGGUUCGAGUUACUUUCCCCCUUUGUUGAUUGUUAUAUAUUCUAUAUAAUUUAUUGUUAACUUAAGAAAGAAAAUAUUGAUUCUUGCGAGAGAGAGAGAGAGAGAGAGAAACAAAUUCGGGUUUAAUAAGUUAAAUAAGGUAUAAAGUCAUUCAUCGUUCAAAAGCAGGAAAAACUGUUUUUUCACAUAAAAAAUAGAGAGAAACAAAAAUAUUAAAACAUUUAUUCUCAAAAGACAAGAGAAAAAUGAACACUUUUCGAAUAUCUAGAUUUAAAGGAACUUCCUUUAAGGAAGUAAGUCCAUACAAAAAAAAUCAAGAUAAAAUAAAGAUUUCAAUUGAUUGCA